GGAAGAUACUACUCUGGUGGAGCCGGUGCUUCAGCUGCUUCCCACUGAGGAGUCUCCUCUCUUACCUGAGAGUUGUUCCGCGCCCAGCGCCUAGAUCUGGGCAUGAGCCGCCACCGCAGCCGCUGCUGCUGUUGCUCCUGCUCUUGCUGCUCCUCACCUCUUUCGGCUGCAUUCUCCUCCUGCUGCAGCAGCCCCGGCGCCGUUACGGCCGCAGAGUCCCCGCGCCCGACUGACAGAUAUAAACAAGAGAAUAAAGACAACAGCCCUUACUAUUCUGUUAAAAUGAAAUGUGAUUUUAAUUGUAACCAUGUUAACUCUGGGCCUGUAUUAGCAAAGCCUGAGAUUAGCAAAAAACUGGAAUCUGGUACUCCUGAAUAUUUCCAAGAUUUUUGUGAAGACUGUAUUAAAGGCAAUAGAAGCCUGUCCUAUACUGGACCCCAGAAUGUGAGCCCCAGAAUUGUAGAACUGAUAACUGAAAACAAGCCAGUACACAACAAGGAAAAUCAAAUACUACAGAGGCUUGAUGCUUCAAGUGAAUCAGAAGAAUUGGAAAGCAGUAGACUUUAUGAGGACAGUGGCUACUCUUCAUUUUCUCAUCAAAAUAGUCCUAGUGAACAGGAAUAUGACAGCCUUCUCUUGUCUCGGAAUUUCAUUGUCAGCCCCAAACCCUGCCUUCUACAGAACCAAAGCACCGGACAAUUUCCAAAUAAGAACUUGUUGCCAAUCCUUCAUUUUGAGGAAGUGGUUUGUUCGACUUUAAAAAAGAAUGCCAAGAGAAACCCUAAAGUAGAUUGGGAAACAGUGGAAAGAAUAGUUGCCCAUGGAGAUUUUGGACUACAUAAUGUAAUUGGUAGAAAAAUGGGCUUAGAUCGACUGGAUGUUCUCAGUGAACUCUUCCAAAGGGGACUCAAACAUAUCUUAAUAAAUAUUUUAAAACACCUCAGUGAGCUGGAUUUGAUCAAUGUGGCCAGAGUGAGUGCAACAUGGAAGAAGAUUCUGAAAGACAAUAAAGGGGCUUUCCACUUAUAUAGUACAGCAAUGAAAAAAGCUACUGAAAAUACUGCAAAAUUUUCACCUCAUGCUGCAACUAGAGAAUAUGUUCUGGUCAGGGCUGCAUUAGCUUCUGUUCAGAAAUCAACAACACAGGCUCCUAAUGGCUCCAAAAAAGUAUCUCAGCUCAAAUUAUCUGAUCAGGGAGUUUCUACCUACAGCCGACACAAUGAGUUUUCUGAGGUUGCCAAGACCUUAAAAAAGAAUGAAAGCCUAAAAGCCUGUAUCCAUUGCAACUCACCUGCAAAAUACGACCCCUAUUUGCAGAGGGCAACAUGCAAACGAGAAAGCUGUGGCUUUGAUUUUUGUACAAGAUGUUUAUGCAAUUAUCAUAUCACCAAAGACUGUUUAAAUGAAAAGACCCUAAAAGCAAACUCUAAAGUGGGACCUCUUCCUGGUAGUAAAAAAAGCAAAAAGAAUUUACGAAGGUUAUGAUCUUUUGUUAUAUCAGUUGCAACUAGCCGACUGAAAGUUGAUUGGAGAUGUUAACGUUAGGUGACCAUAAUAUGGUUCUGCCUGAAGUCUUUAUUUUAAAUUUUAAAAAAGAUAGUAAAUAUAUUGUUAUUUUUCAAUUGUCAUGAAAAUCAAUUUUAAAAAAAUAAAACAACAAACUUCAGUGAAUUUUUGGAACUUGGUAGCUUUGGCAUGUCAUGUAUUUUGAAUUCUUCUGCAUUUAUUACCAAAUGAGAAUCCCAGUACAAAAUUCUAGAUUACAUUUUUAAAAGACGAAACAGCCAAUUAAGUCUGGAAUACAUUACAAUCAAAAUGAGCUUAAUCUGGAAUAUCUUUAAGUGUACUUUGGAGAUUCAUAUCAAAAGAAUGCAGUUUAAACUAUUUAAACAUGCUAUUCAUUUUCUACAGUUAUUUUAUUAUAAUUCCUAAGUUUAAAAAUAUAUUUUAUAUCCUUAUGAUGUCUCUAUUUUUUGAGGCACUGUUAUUUGGCUUCCAAGUAAAAGUAACUACAGUUGCAAUAUCAAUGUCAGGAAUCUGUCUAUGUAAUUGUUUUUGUCCUUUUUCAAAUGUUUCUUCAAUGUCAGCAAGUCUGAAAUUCCUAUUCCUACCAUCUAUUUCCAAAUGAAGGAGAGAAAUGUCUGUUACUGUGGUGUGUCUUGUUUUCUUCUCUGAAAUCUGUUUUUAAGACUUUUGUACAUUUGUUAUAUAUUUUUCCAUAUUUUAUGUGUGCUUAUAUAAUAAAAAUUAAAUGUUC
Messenger RNA from Sarcophilus harrisii (Tasmanian devil), 2257 nucleotides. RefSeq names its product F-box protein 5 (gene FBXO5). Gene Ontology annotation, molecular function: protein binding. Bases 103 to 1485 code for a protein of 460 amino acids. Gene Ontology annotation, cellular component: nucleus. The transcript is spliced from 5 exons. NCBI's taxonomy places the organism in Eukaryota, Metazoa, Chordata, Mammalia, Dasyuromorphia, Dasyuridae. The record is from RefSeq and is a predicted model, not a curated record. Gene Ontology annotation, biological process: regulation of mitotic nuclear division; negative regulation of meiotic nuclear division.